AUGAUGAAGCUGGUGGUUUGGGCAGCAGUGCUGCUCACUUAUGGAGUCUCUGCAGGAAAUGAAAUGAAAGCUACUGGUGCUGGAGCUGUGACUGGACCGAACAGUACCGUUCAUCUGGACAUGGCUCCGAAUGGCUCUGUUGACGACAUGUAUUACGACAUGGAUGACGAAAUGUACAAGGUGGACCCUGCUAGACUUGGAGCUGGAGCUGGAGCUGGAGCUGUGGUUGUAGUUCUGAUUGGAGCUGGAGCUGUGAUUGGAGCUGGAGCUGUGAUUGGAGCUGUGGUUGGAGCUGUGAUUGGAUACAUAAUUCGAAGAAGUAUUUCUCGAGCUGUAUUUUCAGUUCGACCUAGGGUUGGAGCCAUAUCUCGAAGCAGAGUUGAAUCUCUUGUAAUUGGAGCUGCAGCUGUAAUUGGAGCUGUAGUUGGAGCUGGAGUUGGAGCUAGAGCUGGAGCUGGAACUGUAGAUGGAGCUGGAGUUGGAGCUGGAGCUGGAGCUGGAGCUGUAUCUGGCAUUCUGGACAUGGCUCCAAACUCUGUUGACGACAUGUACAAAGGCUGCAACGAAGAAAUGUCCAAGGUAGCGCCACAGUACCUGCAGAAAGAGAAGGACAAUAACAGCAAAUUCAAGAAAGUCUGGGAUGAAAAGAUGGAGCUGCACAACAGGAGAUUGAGGCGAGCACUCCACCCACUGAACACAGAACAGCUAGUAGCUAUUAAGGCUUACACCGCUGACAGAGUAUAUCUGUAUAAAGACUUUAAUAAUGCAGUUAGAAGCCAGGGCCCUCAGUACAAGACCUCGUUCGGGUUUCAUGCACUUCACUUUUACCUGACCAGCGCCAUUCAAGCUCUGUCUCAUGAGUGUCUCACUGUCUACCGGAGAACCAACAUCUACUUUCACCAAGAUGUUGUCAACAAAGAGAUUCGCUUCGGCUCUUUCGCUUCAACCUCACUGGAUACCAGCCUCACAGGAUUUGGAGACAAGUCAUGUUUUGAGAUCUACACCUGCAUGGGAGCAGAGAUCUCUAGGUAUUCUUUGAUUCCAAGCGAAAAUGAAGUGCUGAUUCCUCCUUACGAGGUCUUUAAAGUCGUCGGGAUAAAGAAGAGAUCUCAGCAGCCGGAUCUUAAAUGUGAGGUCGUCUACACACUGAAUAGUACAAAGAAGUCUGUUUCCAAUCUGAACUGUGCUCUUUUUAAAAAAUAAGCACUCUCACGUUUUACACACAGUUAACAUGUAAGAUAACAUUUAGGGUGCAUCAUUUUAAGUUCAGAGAAUUAUGUUUAAUCAAUAUUAAUGUAAAUAUGUAAUUGUUGACAGUGAUAUUUGAACAAUUCAGCAAUGUCAAAUUGACUUGAAAGGUUCUAGAAUAGAAAGUGCUAAAAAUUUAACUUAAAAUUGUGUCAUUGUCAUAGUGGAUCUCUUUUAAAUGUUUGAAUGAAUAUAAACUAUUUGUUGAGUUGUAUACAAUAAAAGUAAUACAUUGUUUUAUUGUGAACUGUAUUUA
Messenger RNA from Centropristis striata (black sea bass), 1504 nucleotides. Its product is annotated as ecto-ADP-ribosyltransferase 5-like. Gene Ontology annotation, molecular function: NAD+-protein-arginine ADP-ribosyltransferase activity; NAD+ poly-ADP-ribosyltransferase activity. NCBI's taxonomy places the organism in Eukaryota, Metazoa, Chordata, Actinopteri, Perciformes, Serranidae. The coding region runs from base 1 to 1203 and encodes 400 amino acids. The transcript is spliced from 3 exons. The record is from RefSeq and is a predicted model, not a curated record.